Messenger RNA from Botrytis sinoallii, 354 nucleotides. RefSeq lists its product as uncharacterized. The record is from RefSeq and is a predicted model, not a curated record. NCBI's taxonomy places the organism in Eukaryota, Fungi, Ascomycota, Leotiomycetes, Helotiales, Sclerotiniaceae. The coding region runs from base 1 to 354 and encodes 117 amino acids. The transcript has a single exon.
AUGCCUCCUCUUCCUCCUCCGAAAAAAUCUCCCUUCCCGCUAUUUUCAAACGAGAUGUCCUACCACGAAAACCCAUUCUUCGAAGCGACUCUCCACGAAACACACCCCUAUGUCCCCUAUACUCCUGCUCGGCCACAGAAACAAUAUUUAGCGAUUCCUGCUGUUCCAUCUGGUGCACCAAUGCAACCUAUCGGUUCACAUCUAUCAGGGCCUCCUUCACUCCUGAUUCUUUUUGUAUGUGUUUUGGUUGCUGGCUAUGCGUAUCGGAUGUUUGCGCGCAGUUCUUGUGGUUGUGGGGCGCAUAAGACGAGAUAUAGUACCGGGAAGGCGACUACAUGUGGGAAAGGCCAUUGA